AGGAGCACGAGGAUGCAGCUGCAACCGCGGCCCCAAGAGGGAGCCGCCAGUGUUCUGUGGCCGCAGGGGCCGAGAAACUGGUGUCAGGCCUGGGGGUCGAGUUGCUGAGGGGACCAGAUGGUACGGUCCCGCCAGAGGCUCGGGCCUAGUACUUCGGGAGGGUCUGGGCCGCUGGGCGAAGGCCUGCCCCCUUUGCUUCCUCUCGUCCCUCCACGUCGAUGGUGGUGAAGUUGGCAGCGCCAGAGGCUCAAGGUACCAGCCUGCCUCCCUUGCACUCAGCUCCUAUCUGGCUCUGACUCUCGGACAACUGUAACGCCGCCUCCUAGCGUCCGCGAGUCCCACCCUUGGCGGCGGGGGAGGGGGGAAGCGUUCCCCCGCCACAGGGGCUGCGUGGGGCCAGGCGACCGCCGGACUGUAGGAGAGUAAGGAUACAAUGUGAUGAGCCACCUCAUGUUCCUGCCACCAUAUCUUCAUGGGAAUGAUGGACUAUAUUCACUCAAAAUGUACCCUGAAGGAAAUGCAUCAAGAAGGAAAAUCCUUGCAUUUGCCUGGAUGAGCAACAAUGCAGGAAUGGAGAAGUAUACUGCUGAUAUCCUCACAGUGGUGCCAGAUCCACAUUGUCACCACAUGUGAGUUAGAGUGAUCUGAAAUUUCAUAGAGACUGCAGAAAACUGUUGCCAGAAGUAGCAAAGUCCUGGUAAAAUGAAACUUUCUAGCCAAAAAGUGUGGCCUGCAGACCAGUGUCUCUUCAGGAAACCUCCAGGCCUUUUGCACCAGACUGGGACUGCCAUGUCCUGUGGACCAAGCACCUAACAGAUUCUCAGACUCUACUGCCUGCAGAAAGCCAUUGGAGGAGUGUUCAACCUGUAUUAUAGACUGGUAACAUCUGAACAUACAAAACCAAACAAACUCUUGCACCAUUGCUACCACAACAUUUUACUAUAGAGAAAUGCUACUGUACAUGGAUGCCAAGCAGGCCAUAAAGAAAAAUAGCUGAUUAGACAUCAGGCUACACUGAACGGGAUGACAGCCACAGCUGCAGUGGUAACACCAAAAAUGGAAAAAAGUGCCUCCAAGGAAGAGAAGCAGCAGCCUCACCAGGAUAACAGAGAGCAAGGCAAUGCUGAUUCUGGAGAGUGGACAGCCUUUGGGAGUGACACUGAACAGAUGAGCCUUAAGAGUGCCAAAAAGAGCUGCCAAACUGGAGAUGUUCAAUUGAAGAAAAAGGAGAUGCCUUCCAAGUCACAUCGUCAACUCUGUCGGUCACCUUGUCUGGAUCGCCCAAGCUUCUCCCAGAGCAGCAUUUUACAGGAUGGGAAGAUAGACUUGGAGAAGGAAUACCAAGCCAAGAUGGACUUCGCUCUAAAGCUGGGAUAUGCCAAAGAUCAAAUUCAAUCAGUGCUUAAUAAGCUAGGCCCAGAAUCACUUAUUAAUGAUGUACUGGCAGAGCUUGUCAGACUUGGAAACAAAGGUGACUCAGAAGGGCAAGCCAGCGUGAGUUUGCUAGUGCCCCAUGGGGCCAGCUCCAGAGAGAUUUCAAGCCCUGAACUGUCUCUUGAAGAUGAAAUAGACAAUAGUGAUAAUUUGAGGCCAAUUGUUAUUGAUGGGAGUAAUGUGGCAAUGAGCCAUGGGAAUAAAGAAGAAUUCUCCUGCAGAGGAAUACAACUUGCUGUCAAUUGGUUUCUAGAUAAAGGCCAUAAAGAUAUCACUGUAUUUGUACCUGCAUGGAGAAAGGAGCAGUCCCGCCCUGAUGCACCAAUUGCAGAUCAAGACAUUCUACGUAAACUGGAGAAAGAAAAGAUCCUUGUCUUCACACCAUCUCGAAGGGUCCAGGGCAGGAGGGUAGUCUGCUAUGAUGACCGGUUCAUAGUCAAAUUGGCUUUUGAUUCUGAUGGCAUCAUUGUGUCCAAUGAUAACUACAGAGACCUUCAAGUUGAAAAGCCUGAAUGGAAGAAGUUUAUAGAGGAACGGUUGCUGAUGUAUUCUUUUGUGAAUGAUAAAUUUAUGCCUCCAGAUGAUCCUUUAGGACGUCAUGGCCCAAGCCUUGAAAAUUUCUUAAGAAGGAGACCUAUUAUUCCCGAGCAUAAGAAGCAGCCAUGUCCUUAUGGCAAAAAGUGCACCUACGGCCACAAGUGCAAAUACUACCAUCCGGAGCGGGCCAACCAACCCCAGCAUUCGGUGGCUGAUGAGCUCCGCAUCAGUGCCAAACUAUCCACAGUGAAAAUAAUGAGCGAAGACACCCUGGCCAAGUGUGGCACAGGGCUGUCUAGCGCCAAAAGUGAGAUAACCUCUGAGGUCAAACGUGUGGCCCCCAAGCGCCAAUCAGAUCCCAGCAUCCGGUCUGUGGCUGUGGAGCCUGAGGAAUGGUUGUCUAUUGCCCGUAAGCCUGAGGCCAGCUCUGUUCCCUCUCUUGUGACUGCACUAAGUGUCCCCACAAUCCCACCCCCCAAAAGCCAUGCAGUGGGUGCAUUCAACACCCGGUCGGCCAGCAGCCCAGUGCCAGGAUCCUCUCAUUUCCCCCAUCAGAAGGCCUCCUUGGAGCACAUGGCCAGCAUGCAGUACCCCCCUAUCCUGGUUACCAAUAGCCAUGGGACCCCUAUUAGCUAUGCUGAGCAAUACCCAAAGUUUGAGUCCAUGGGGGACCAUGGCUACUAUUCUAUGUUAAGUGACCUCUCCAAACUGAACAUCAAUGGCAUGCAUAAUCGAGAGUACUACAUGGCUGAAGCAAACCAGGGGAUGUAUGUUCAGAAUCCCAACCUCUGUCCUGACAGUCUUAUGAGCCAUACUAGGAAUGACAACUAUUCCUCUUAUAACAACUUGUACUUGGCUGUAGCUGAUGCCCAUCCUGAAGGCAGUAUGAAGCUGCAUCGCUCAGCAUCUCAGAACCAUCUUCAACCUUUCUCUCAUGGUUACCAUGAAGCCUUAACAAGAGUACAGAGCUAUGGCUCAGAAGAUACCAAGCAAGCCCCCCAUAAGCAAUCAGUAUCCCACUUAACUCUGCAUGCCCAGCACUCAGCUACUGGAGGACACUCCAGCUGUUCUGGAGACUACACUAUUCCUCCCAAUAUCCACCCAGGGGCAACCUCCCAGCCAGGCCGUGCUCUAGUGAUGACUCGGAUGGACAGCAUUUCUGACUCCCGCCUCUAUGAGAGCAACCCAAUGAGGCAAAGGCGACCUCCUCUGUGCCGUGAGCAGCAUGCUAGCUGGGACCCAUUGCCCUGUGCAGCUGACUCCUAUGGAUACAACUCCUAUCCCUUAGGUAAUAGCCUCAUGCAACCAUGUUAUGAGCCAGUCAUGGUACGGAGCAUGCCUGAAAAAAUGGAGCAGUUCUGGAAGAAUCCCUGGGCUGGAAUGUGCAAUGAUUCCAGGGAGCAUAUGAUCCCAGAGCACCAAUAUCAGACCUACAAGAACCUCUGCAACAUUUUCCCUUCUAACAUCGUUCUUGCAGUGAUGGAGAAGAAUCCUCAUACAGCAGAUGCCCAGCAGCUGGCAGCCUUGAUUGUUGCAAAGCUUAGGGCUGCCCGUUGACAUAACACCAGACUUAAUCCUUUAUAUAAAUAUGAAUAUUAAUACUGAUAAUACACUGGUACUAUUAUCAUAGUAAUUAAUAAUCUGUGUUGUACUUUCAGAGUGUUUACAUCAUUUAAGUGCAUAACAGCUCUCUGAGGUAGGUCUUAGUAAUAUCCUAUUUUAUAGAAAAGGUAGCUGAAGCUUAAUGAGAUUAAAUGAUCUGCCAAGAUCACAUGAUUAACAAAUGACCAAGUCAAGACAUACACCUAAGUUCUCUGACUUCAAGUCCCAUGACCUUUUGAACUGCACCAUGGAAGCAACAAAGGACAAAACCCAACCCACGGGGAGAACUCUAAAAUGUAAUAAACCCCAAGGGAUUUCAUUACCAGUGUUUUCUUAGUCACAUAUUCUGUAUUACAAAGUAUGGAUGGUCCAUCCAAUUUAGAGACCAAACACAUCAUGAUCAGAUUGUAUGAUGAGUUAACCUUUUAGGGUUUUUAAUAGGAAGAUUUCAACCUGUUUAAAAAGUAAACAGACUUUAUUGCAUGGAUAUCUGAUCAUUCAGUAUCUUUAACCAACCUAUAGAGUCACAUUGAAGCUUCUACAACUAUAUUGGAACCCUCUUCCUAGCAACUACACUGCAUGUAUGAAUUUAUAUAUUUGGUUUGAGAUGUGUUUUUAUCUCUGAUAUAACCUUUUAUAUAGUAAUAAUGAGAAGGUAAAUUCUAUACAGUCUGAAGUUUAUACCUGUAUAGAUGACUAAUCCACUUUGAUGAUUUUAUGUCUCAUUUCAUAGUUCCAACUAGAUUUGAAAGUGAAAUGACAUGCCAGUAUCUAAAUAUUGGUUUCUUACUUUCCAGAACAAACCAACUCUACUUUCUUUGCACUUUUUACCUGCAAAUGUUUAUUAACAGUUCUUAGUUUCCAAGUCUCUUCACCUCAGCAAAUUUGGGGUCAGGUUGCAGCCUUCUGCAGAGGAGCUGUUAGAGAAACUCAAGUUCCACACAUAGUAUGUCUAUGCUACACAAGCACUGAAGACUCUCACUAGGACAAGGAACUUACUACCAGAGUUCAUUCCUUUUAUCCCAGGAGAAACGGCCAAACCCUCAUGGCUUUACAUGAUGAAGACAAAUCUUCACACAAUGAGGGAAUAACAGUUGCUUUUUGAACUUCUGAACUAUGCAGUAUUCACAAUCACAGGAUAAAAUGUAGUGAAGAACAGUGUGAAGCUAUGUAAGCCACUUUCUCCUGCUGCCCACCCUUUGGGCAAUAGAUCAGUCAUUGAUGGAACAGAAUUUCUUUAGGAAGAAAAACGAGGGGAUUUCUUAGGUGGUAAAAAAAAAAAAGCAGCUUUCAAAAGGGGAUGCUGCAUUUUGGCUCUGUUAUGCACUUCAAAUCACUGCAAUGAGGGAGCACUUGGUGUUAGAUAAUUCUGAGAUGCUUUACUAAAGAAGCAUAAUUUUGGGUUGGGCAGCAUGAUUUGCACAAUUUGUACAUUGCUCAGGGUGGAAUCCUUUGUAGAUAAAUACCUCUAGAGGAGGUGUUUAUUGGUUAAAUUUGCACUAAAUGAACCCCCUUUCUGAAUACAUUGUAUAUUUCAACAUUUUGAACCGUGAUCAGCUCACUAUUCCUUGAGCUGGAACGUAUUAACUUCUACAGUUGUGUUUUGUUUGAUUUUGUUUUGUUUUCAUGAAAGUUGAGAAGGCCUGGCCUUGGCCUUUUGUUUCUUCAUGAGAAGGUGUGACACUGCCUAUAAAUGUUUCUUACUGUGAAACACUCCAAAUGUGAGGCUGUAGUCAGGGUUGUUUCUGGUGGUUUGAUAAUGGCUUGCAUGCUGCUUUCUGUCUGUUGUCAACUAAAUAAUACAUCUUUUUAAAAUUACACUUUUUAGCAUAUAGACAUAUAGAUACCUAAGUUCAUUAUAGCAUUUUUCACACAUUUUUUUUCUCUUCCUCCCUCUCACUUUGUACUGUUUCUCUUCACUUAAGCACAAUUUCACAUUCAUGUCCUACCUUCUAAUCUUCCCAUUCCCCAGCACACUGAUAAAGUGUAAAAGUACAUUCUGUCAGGUAGGUCCAGAGAGUGACAGUAGCCACUGCAGUGUUUGCUAUUUCACACAGGCACUACUUCAUACCUUCAGCAGCUUGCUCUUUGACAAUCUCAGAUUACUGUAAUGAUCUUUGUGUGAAUUAGUUCAUGUUCCUAUCAAAAUCAUUAGUGACAGUGCAGUAUCCACUAGCUGUACAAUGUACAGGGGAACACAGGAUUUGUUUUCUCAUAUGCAAUUCAUCUCAAACAUGUUCAUAGUUAGCACUCAAAAUAGUGUAAGUUCCUCCCAGGCAGGAAAUCUUUUUAAGGUAGCAUAUGCAUUUCUUAUUUUCUAAAAAUGACUGCUAUUCUUAUCUUAUAAGAUGUGUAUGAACCAAAGCAGCUAGGAGCAAUGCCUCAAAUAACCAGAAAUGACCUUUCGUUGAUACAAAUUGUAUCUCUUUUUUCCUGAUUGUAUAGAAACAAAUACACGAAACUCAUCUUAAACUAUGUUUAACACUGGCUUUUCACCAUAUUUGUGGCACUAUGUGUCACAGGAAAGUAGCCCAGGGAUGAUGAGGGAGCUUUUAUUUCCAAAGGGCAGCAGUAGUUUGUAGACAAAGUGUUUUCAAAGCCUCUUUACUAUUAGGUGCACUGCUAUUGUGCAUACAAUUUGAAACAUAUUAUACUUCACUUUAGCUCGCCACAUUUAGUAUGUGCACAAGAAAAGGAUUUUUUUAAAUAAAAAGUGUCCAUCCUAGUGAAUCAUUUAUAAGAAUCAUUAAUAGAGCUGAGCAACAAUGAAUGCAUAAAUCCAGCUUGGUUCUUACUUAGUAGAGAAACAUUUUCUUUAUGUUGAGGUCUGUGUAUUUCCUGACUUUUCCAUUUUAUCUAUAAAUAUAAAAUAGUAAAUAAUAAAGAGCACUGGGAUCUGCUUGGCACCCUUGAUAAAUCAAUCUUCCUACAUGGGGCUAAGUGUGUGUCCUUCAGGAUAUUUACCUCCACGCAUUCAGCAGGUGUUCUUGCAGUGUUUUGUGUGGAUUUCAGAAAGCAGUAUACUUUGUAAGAGGUGCUUUGUAAUUGUGAUCCUUUCACUGAUUUUCUGACCUCAUAGCAAGUCUUUGCCUGUUCAGGCCUUAGAUUUUGUAGAUUUUAUGCACUUUGUUUUCUUGUGAUCUUAUUAUUAUUGUGUACAUUUCCACCUAAAGGAGAAAUGUGACCCUGGAACGGCAUGGUCUAUCCAGGGCACCCUUUCUAUAAGACAGCUCAAAGGCAACAUGGAACUAUUAAACUCACUCUUAAGGUGCCAGGUACAAAAGGGAGAAAUAGAUGCCUUAUGGAAAUGGUCUGCAAGCUUUUCUUCUAAGUAAUGAAACAUAUAGCAUGAUUUUAUCCCCUCACUCUUACUUCCCAGCCCCUUCUAGUUUCUAAGAGACUAUUACUUCUUCACAAUUUUUUUUUCUAUUUUGGAAUAAAUUAUCUUUAUAUAGUAAUUCAAUCAUUGAUAUCCAUUAAUCUUUGUCAGAGUUUUCUUCUAACAUGAACGAGCUCAUUGUAAGAGGCACUCAGUUACCAUUCUGCCUAUACGGUAAGUAUGGGACUUUGUACAAAUGCCCUAUUUGAGGGCCAACAAUUUCAAGUUUGUUUUACUCUGUGAACCAGGUCUGGAUUUGCACAGGGAACGUAAUGUCAAACUGUCCAAAGAGCCCUGCUCAGGUUUCCUCCUAAUCCUUCUUUUUCCUUCCUUUAGUUUGCUUCUCCUCCAGUAUGACAGAGGAGUGCAUAGUUUUCAACCAAAAAGGCACUACCACUAGUUUUCAUUGGAGACCAAACCAGUAUAUUUCUAGAACUUGCUUAUCUAAAGUAGUCAAUGCCUUUCUGAAGACAGUAUAUCCAAUGUCUAUUGUAUUAUAGCUAGCUAUACACAUAGGCAGAUUGACUAUUUUUUAGUCCUGGUUUGUGUAUCAUUGAGCUAUAGUAGUUUGCUUUAUCCAUUUGUGGGAUUAAACAGUACUGUUUAAUAGUUGUAAACUUUUUAUAAAACCACUUUGGGUUUCUUGUUUGACCCAAACAUAAUGUAAGUCUCAAUGACAAAAUACACAAAGCCAACAUGAGGUAAGUGAAAUAUAACCCUUCUGUUUUGUCUGCCUCUAUAAUGCAUGUGUAAUUCUUUGUAAUUUGUUCUCACUAGCAUGAAUGUGCCAUGAUUUACUUCUUCAUGAGAUUUUAAUUUGUUUUACCUAUAAUUGUGAUGGAAAACACUGUAUGGCUGACAACAAUGAACUGU
Molecule: messenger RNA, 7825 nt
Organism: Jaculus jaculus (lesser Egyptian jerboa)
Lineage: Eukaryota; Metazoa; Chordata; Mammalia; Rodentia; Dipodidae
Gene: Zc3h12b
Product: zinc finger CCCH-type containing 12B
Exons: 9
Coding region: 1024-3528 (834 amino acids)
Cellular component (GO): nucleus; cytoplasmic ribonucleoprotein granule
Molecular function (GO): RNA endonuclease activity; metal ion binding; mRNA binding
Source: RefSeq, a predicted model, not a curated record